AUAUCUAUAAGGAGGACUGGUGGAGAAAUGCAAGUACAGUAUACCUGCUGUGCUGGCUGAAGGUGAAGGCAUGGCGAGCACCUCGCUGUGUGCUGCUAACACAGCUGCCUCUCAGAACCUUCGGAAAGGGUCUGGUUUUGUAGAAAAUAAACCCACACAGUGCUCGUUUUCCAUUGAAAGUAUUCUGGGACUGGAGCAGAAAAAAGAUGGCAUUCCAGCUGUGAAACCUCACAGACCAUGGAUGGAUGCAUGUACCAACCUGGUUUUAGGUGAUGACAGUAAUCCCCACCUGCAAAUCCCUGUUGUUUGCUAUGAAAAUCCACUAUUUCAUGCUAAUAGUAAUCCAACACAAGAGGAGAAAGUUCUGAAAUGUGAAAAACAUUUUUCGGUCACUGAAAGGCUUUCUUUCAAACGGGAAUUGAGCUGGUACAGGGGUAGAAGACCAAGAACUGCAUUCACUAGAAACCAGAUUGAAGUCUUGGAAAAUGUUUUCAAAAUGAACUCCUACCCUGGCAUUGACAUUAGAGAAGAGCUGGCUCGCAAGUUAGAUUUAGAUGAAGACAGGAUCCAGAUCUGGUUCCAGAACCGUCGUGCAAAGCUGAAAAGAUCACACCGGGAAUCUCAGUUUCUAAUGGUGAAAAACACUUUUACCUCCAGCCUGCUGGAGUAGAAAGAAGGAUGGUUUGUUUUACUAUACAUGUACAAUACAACAUGAAGAAUUAUUGGAGUUUUCAUAGCUUGUAUUAAGUAAUUAUGAUAGAUUUAAUUAUGAAUUAUCUCAAGAUUUCAAAGUUUAUAAUAAUUUUCAUUCAAAUAAACUGUAAAUACUUGAAGUAUUAUUAUAAUCUACUUUUUAUAGAAAAAUGGAACUUUCCCUAUAUAUUUCAGUAGGUAU
Messenger RNA from Nestor notabilis (Kea), 895 nucleotides. It is a transcript of the gene HESX1, whose product is annotated as HESX homeobox 1. Gene Ontology annotation, cellular component: nucleus. Gene Ontology annotation, molecular function: RNA polymerase II cis-regulatory region sequence-specific DNA binding; DNA-binding transcription repressor activity, RNA polymerase II-specific. The record is from RefSeq and is a predicted model, not a curated record. Bases 71 to 670 code for a protein of 199 amino acids. The transcript has 4 exons. Lineage: Eukaryota; Metazoa; Chordata; Aves; Psittaciformes; Psittacidae. Gene Ontology annotation, biological process: forebrain development; regulation of transcription by RNA polymerase II; pituitary gland development.